AUGACUAGUACUGGUGUGUUUCAUUUGGAUAUGCCGGAAGCUCCAAGUUAUGACGACAGUGAAGAAAAUUCUCACGAUUAUUGCUCGACAAAUGGAGGGGUAGAGGAUGAGUUUCUUGAACGUGGCCCACUUAAACCAGAUGAACUCGAUGAAAACAUUAAAACGGUUGAAAUUUGUGAAGAGACAGUGAAUCCUGGUCAACCUAAAGUCCGACCACACGACUUUCAACUUCUGAAAGUUCUUGGGAAAGGUGGUUAUGGAAAAGUUUUCCUUGCACGCAAAAAUGAUACUGGUCAAACCUAUGCGAUGAAAGUUUUAAAGAAAGCUUCGAUUGUGACGAACGCCAAGGAUACUGCACACACUAAAAGCGAGAGAAAUAUACUCGAAAUGAUUAAACAUCCAUUUCUAGUUCAAUUGCAUUUUGCUUUCCAGUCCCCUGGAAAGCUUUACCUAGUCUUGGAAUUUCUAGCUGGAGGUGAGCUGUUCAUGCAACUUGAGAAAGAGGGAGUGUUUAUGGAAGAUCAAGCCAGCUUUUAUUUGGCGGAAAUAACUCUUGCCAUUGGUCAUCUUCAUUCGAUGGGGAUUGUUUAUCGAGAUUUGAAACCCGAAAAUGUACUUUUAGACCAUCAAGGUCAUGUUAAACUAACGGAUUUUGGAUUGUCUAAAGAAAGAGUCGAUCGUGAUAAUUUAACUCACACAUUCUGCGGGACUAUUGAGUACAUGGCUCCCGAAAUAUUGUUACGUCAAGGACACGGGAGAGCCGUUGAUUGGUGGAGUCUUGGCACGCUUAUGUAUGAUAUGCUUUCGGGAUCUCCUCCAUUUACAGGCGAUGAUAGAAGACAAACUAUUGACUUGAUAUUACGAGGUGAUUUCAUACCUGUACCUUAUUUAAGUCGGGAAGCCGUAUCACUUAUUUCCAAGCUUUUAGUUGUUGAUGUCAGUAGACGCCUUGGUUCUGGUCCAUCCGAUUCCGAAGCGAUCAAGAUGCACCCAUUCUUUCGUAAUACUGAUUGGGAUCGUGUUCUGAAAAAGCAGGUUGAACCACCCUUCCGACCAACUUUGACAUCUGACACGGAUGUUUCUCUUUUCGAUCCUAAGUUCACUCAAGAAAAUCCCGUCGAAAGUCCGGAUGAGGGCUUGCCAAUAUCUGCAAUGGUUUCUGAUGUUUUUGAAGGAUUUACUUAUGUUGACCCUCAAAUCCAUAUUGACAUGGCUCGUGAUCCAUGGGUAUCUACUUGGCAAACCAGUUCACGCUCGCGUCGAAGGUCUGGGAUUUCAUCCAGCAGUUCUCCAGGCUUCGUUGGACAUACAAUCAUGGCAAAUCCAAAUACACUUAUGCAAGGAACUGAUAUUCUACAUGUUGGAACCCCUCACCCCGAGCAGUUGCAGUCUACGUUAGUUGCACAUCUUCCAAAUACUGUUCAAACUUCUAUCCCGACUCAAUCACAGCCGUUUGUUUUUGCUGAAGAUUUCGAGGAUAUGGACGUCGCCAGUACUAAUUUAACCUACAGCAACAACCCACUUGAUAGCCAUUCAACUGUCAUAAACACUGUCAAUAUAUCCACCAGUAAUUCUGUAAAACCUACGUAUGCUUUACCUCUUGGUUCCCAUCGCUUAGAAAAUAGUCGAGUGAUGGAAACUGGUAUUUGUGAUCCAUAUUCAUCGCGCUCGGGCGAACAUGUUAAUGGAGUAAUUCCAAAACCAAUUGACACACGUCUAGUAAGCCCAUCAAGUUCUGCUGCCGCACAGGUAUCAGCACUUGCUGCAGCAGCGCUUGCUACUUCAUCCCGUUUGGUUGGUUCUUCUGUACACAUACCUUCAAUUGCGUCUCAUAACUCUCCCAAUCGACCUUUCAUGAAUGAGCAUAUGAUGUUUGAUCCUCAAAAUAUCAGACUUAUGAAUUUGGGAAAAUCACAACCACAAACUCCAUUGGCUGCAGUAGAAAGUUUGCAUGUUCAGAGGAAAUAG
Molecule: messenger RNA, 1968 nt
Organism: Schistosoma intercalatum
Lineage: Eukaryota; Metazoa; Platyhelminthes; Trematoda; Strigeidida; Schistosomatidae
Source: the annotation of a GenBank genome assembly